AUGUCAAGUGAAUUGAAGGAGUUGAAGUCGCAACAGCGACAGAUUCGAAGUACAUUUGACGGUGUGAAACAGUUCAUUCAGAAAUUCAAGCGUGAGAAACAUGAAACCCAAAUCGAAACCAGAUUGGAGAUGCUGGACGGAGCUAUGAAAGAGUUCUACACUAUUCGGAGGAAAAUAGAUGUACUAACAGAAGAUCACGAUAAGAAGGAAACAAUUGAUUCGAAAGAAGACCCGGACGAUCGUGAAGCGCGUCUAGCAGUACUCAUUCAGAAACGAGAGUCAGAACAAUCAACUAUCAUUCAACAGGCUGAAGACACAUACUGCGAGUUGAAGGCAUCGUUACACCAACUUUCAGGAAAAUCGCGUACUGCAUCAACAUCGGAUCCAGCAAUUGUUCAAGUUCCUGCAACUUCUAGUGCAUUUUCUAAGGUUAAGCUUCCAGAAAUAAAACUCCCAAAUUUUAGUGGCAAAAUACGGGAGUGGGUCACGUUCCGUGAUAUGUUUUUAAGUUUAAUCCAUCGCAAUGAUCAGUUGACUGAUGUAGAUAAGUUUACAUAUCUUCGGUCAACGCUUGGUGGUGAAGCAUUGCAAGAAAUCUCAGCAAUCGAAAUGUCCGCUGCAAACUACACGGUCGCGUGGGACUUACUUCAAAAACGUUUCGAAAACAAGAAACUAAUAGUGAAGGCACACCUUGAUGCUCUGUUUACAGAAGAACCAUUGAAACGCGAAGGUUACGAUGGCCUCAAUCAUUUGCUAAGUGAAUAUGAUAGAAACCUUCAAAUGCUUGAUAAGAUUGGGGAAAAUACUUAUAACUGGAGUACGAUGCUCGUUUAUAUGGUAUGCUCCAGACUAGAUUCAGCCACUUUACGCCAGUGGGAAUCACAUCAUUGUUCCAAGGAGGUUCCCACCUACGAUGAAUUGGUAGGUUUCUUACGAAAUCACUGCGCUGUUCUGCAAUCGAUUGCUCCUAAUAAACCACCUCAAACUGAAGUCAAGAAGUCUCGUUUCACCCCCAGUCAUACUCAUACAUCUACAGGAGUUAUUCGUUGUCCAUUCUGUGAGGAGAGCCCGCAUUCUGCCUUCAAAUGCCAGAAAUUCAUUAAAAUGAAAGUACCCGAACGGUAUGAGAAAGUGAAGCGCUGUGGGUUGUGUUUGAACUGUUUGUCUCCAUCGCAUCUGGUUCGAUUCUGCAAUAAGGGUUUCUGUCGACAUUGUAAACAGAAACAUCACUCACUUCUACACAAUGGAGCUAUAAUCAAUGGAUCAAAUGGGCAUACUCCGCAGAAUAAUGUCUCCGCUACGCCCUCGCAGAGCAGACCACCAGCAGCGAACACUUCUCAAGUACAACCACAGCCACAGAGCCAGACCACACAAAGUCACACCACAACACCUGCUACGAAUUCACUUCCGAUCGCACACACUGAUAUGCAAUCACACAGUCACCAAUCAUUCAUCACAAAUCACACACCAUCGAAUCAUAUCAAUUCGUUGACUACAAAUUCGUACACAUCAUUAAGCCAAGUUUUGUUGUCCACUGCUGUAGUUCACGUGGUUGAUCGUUACGGCAAUAUCCAGUUAGCCAGAGCGCUUUUGGACUCAUGCUCAGAAUAUUGCUUUAUUACUACGAAUCUGUACAAAAAACUGUAUUUACCAGAAUCAGUCAGCUAUCUCUCGGUUUCGGGAAUCGGAGGUUCCAUUGUGAAGUCAUCGAAAAUGGUAGAAGCAACAAUAGCGCCGAGAUCAUCUCACAUCUCAAACUAUCUCGCAACCGUAAAACUCCACGUUUUACCAAAACUCACGUCAAGUUUGCCGUUUCAUCCUGUCGAUAUUCAGCAACUUGCGAUCCCCAACAACAUAAUUCUAGCGGACCCGAAAUUCAACGAACCUGGUCCAAUAGAUGUUAUUUUGGGAGCUGAAUACUAUUACGAUCUGUUGACAGAUGGAAGGCUUAAACUUUCAGAAGGAGGUUCAACACUACAACAAACCGUAUUCGGUUGGAUUGUGUCAGGUCGUGUGAACAAUCGAAACGUAGGAGUUCCCAGAACAAUUUCUCAUCCUUGUACAACACUCGAUCUACGAGACAUUCUAACGAAGAUCUGGGAACUAGAAUAG
Messenger RNA from Malaya genurostris, 2112 nucleotides. RefSeq lists its product as uncharacterized. Lineage: Eukaryota; Metazoa; Arthropoda; Insecta; Diptera; Culicidae. The record is from RefSeq and is a predicted model, not a curated record. Bases 1 to 2112 code for a protein of 703 amino acids. The transcript has a single exon.